AUGAAAGAAGGAAUUUUCGAUGAUUUCAAUGACAAAGAAUAAAUAUUGGAAUUUACGAAAGGAAAAUAAACAUACAUUAGAGAUAUGGGAACAGUUACAGAUUAUAAAGUAAAAAAUUAAGGAACAACUACUAAAAAAGAAUGUUAGGAUUUUGAAGUACUAUUCUUUAUAUUCAGCAAUAAAUAGACUAAAACGAAUUACAAUAAACAAAAGGAAAGCUUUAUAUUAUGUAAUUCGAUUAAAAUAAAUUGUCCCAAUUCUUAAAAAGAGUAUUGCCAACAGUUAUCAAAGAAUUAGAUGAAUCAUUAAAUUUGAAAAAAUAUCAUAGUAACAAUAAAUUUUAUAUUCAUUUAGGUUACAAACCAAUUUCUGAAGUUUAAAAGAAAGAAACUGAAUUAGUUUACAUUCUAACAAAUACUUAAAAUAAAUCAAUAGAAUUGGAAAAGAAAUUAGAAAUUACUGAUAUAUAAUGGAAUUCUAAUGGAUUGAUGAUAGCUGCAUCUUAUGGUUGUUUAGAACAUAUGGGUUAAUGUUCUCAUACAUCUUACAUUAAUUGUUGGAACAUUUUUAAAAGAGAUUUCAAACCUGAUAAACCAACAACAGUAAUAGAGACAAAUACAUGUAAUAUGUGUAUGUAAUUUCAUCCAACCAAACCAAAUAUUUUAGCAGUUGGUAGUUUUAAUGGAGAAUUAUAUCUUUAUGAUAUCUCAACAAAUUCUGAAUUAGCUCAUUCAACUAUUGAUGAGUAUUAUCAUAGAGAAAGUAUAACUGCUGUUCUAUGGUUAUAAGAUGAGUCAGUAUAAAAUACAUAAUUAUGUAGAUCAUGACAUUAGGUUGUGAAGGCAAAGUAUUAAUAUGGAAUCCAGAAAGGGGAAAUGCUGAAUUUAGUUUAUAAAACCCAUUGAAAGGUUGUUAUUUGGUAAGAAAAAAGGAAUCUCAAACUGAAAGUGUAGGAGGAGUUUGUAUUUCUUAAUCAAAUGAAGAUCCUUUUUCUUUUAUAGUUGGGAGUGAAGGAGGUUCAGUUUUAAGAGCCUAGAUUACUCCAAUCAAUUAUACAAUGACUAAAUAAGCAUAUUUAGAUUCUAGAGGUAAUUAUUUAUUACAUUUGAAAAAGAUAAAGGACUUAUUUGGAAAGAGGAAACAAUAUUAUUUAUGUAGAAUUUAAAUUAAAAAUGUUUACCAGAAAUAAAAUUGCAUGUAGAAAAUUAUUGCAAAGAAAGAAAAAUUAACAAUAUAUUUAUCUAAUAACUUGUCAAUUCUAAACCAGAUAUAAGAAAAAUGUAUGCCAAUCCUAUAAACUAUGCCUAUGAAGCUCAUUAUGGAACAGUUUACUGUAUUAAUUUUUCUCCAUUUGUAAAAUCUGCAUUCAUUACAGCUUCAAUGGAUGGAUAAAUUAGAUUAUAUUUAUAAAAUACAGCUAGAUGUUUGGCUGUCUAUGAAUACAUUUAAACUUAUAUUUUAUCUGCUUAAUUUUCUCCCACUAGACCUUGUGUUUUUGCUGCAUGUGAUAGUUUAGGAUAAAUUCUAAUUUUUGAUUUAACUUAAGAUACAUAAUAAUAAGUAAAAUAUAAUUUAUAUUUAUAGGUAGUUACACUUAAAAAUGAUGGUUAGAGUGCUUCUUGUUUAAGAUUUAAUUAAAGAUAAUAAGAUUUAUUGGCUUGUUCAUAUCAAGGAUGUGAGGUGAGAAUAUAUUAAUUAAAUGAUGAAUUAACAUAACCAAAAGAUAAUGAAUUGAAAGAGCUUUAAUAAUUAUUAAGUUGA
Messenger RNA from Paramecium pentaurelia, 1761 nucleotides. Lineage: Eukaryota; Ciliophora; Oligohymenophorea; Peniculida; Parameciidae. The record is from the annotation of a GenBank genome assembly.